AUGCCAUCGCGCCGCAGCCACACGAAGUCCCGCAAGGGUUGUCUCCAAUGUAAACGAAGACAUGUCAAGUGCGAUGAAGGGCUUCCCAGAUGUGGCUUGUGUAGUAAACGGAAGUUGGACUGCACUUAUCCGUCGCCCAGUGAGCCGGAGAGUCAAUAUCCUCUCACUCCACAAGAUGCCAUUGAUAUAGGAUCAGGAUCGGAGGGAUGGCCAUUACAUACGCGAAUGCUGGAGAUGAAGCUCUUUCAUCACUUCCUCAUCGAUGCUUCUAUUACGCUGCGGCAGGAUGUCCUCGAAGCUGGUCACUUCCAGGUGGCUGUCCCACGCCUUGCAACCUCGAAUCCCUUUUUAUUGGAUAUCAUCCUGGCAUUUUCGUCAUUACACUUGGCCUUUCUUGAGCAGGGCGACAGCAAAUGGCUCGAGAUUGCCCUAAAAUACCAGAACCGCGCAUUUACGGCCUUCAAUAGAGUGCUGGCCGAGCUUACCCCCGAGAACUCGGGACCGGCCUUUAUUUGCUCGAUUUUCAUUAUGCUUUGCGCUUUUGCGUACCCUUGUAUUUCACAGGACAGAGACACCUUCGAUCCCAUAUCUCAGGUUUUGGAAAUCCACCGCCUACUGGUUGGCUGCGCUUUUCUCUUCCAACAGCUCGAUCGCAUGGAGGAGCCGGGGGAGAUGAAGGCAUGGUUGGUGUAUAAACGCCCGGAAGUCUUCAAGGAGAGCGGAAUGGUCGAAGGAGGCCACGACGACAACUCAAAACUCGAACAUCUGCGCCGGGAACUAUUGGAAUCUUUGGAGAAGUUCCAGACUGUGAUAGAUUCUAAGCGGGGGCCGCAUCAAAAGAUGUAUAAGCAAAUAUGGGAAGUGCUGCAGGAAAUGAUUAUGGAGUGGCCCAUGGGGAAAGCGAAAGGUGGAAUUCUAGCAUUUCCCAUCCAUAUCAGCGAGGAGUUUAUGUCUUUAUUAAAAAGGGGGGAUUUGGGGCCGUCGUCUGGUUCGCACAGCCUGGGAAAGGGUCAGACCGGUGCGGUUGCGAGUGAGAGUGCUAUUUGUAGUCGGCAUGGCACGGAUAUAAUUAUGAGGGGUGGCAAUGCUGCGGACGCAAUGGUUGCGACGAUGCUUUGUGUCGGAGUGAUUGGAAUGUACCAUAGUGGUAUUGGAGGUGGUGGCUUUAUGCUUAUCAGGUCGCCAGAGGGCGUUUUCGAGUUUGUCGAUUUUCGCGAACCCGCUCCUGCUGCAGCUUUUGAAGAGAUGUUCAACAACAAUACUAAUGCUGCAGUUUACGGCGGUUUGGCAAGUGGGGUACCAGGUGAACUGCGCGGUUUGGAAUACUUACAUGCAAAGUACGGUUCGCUUCCGUGGUCAGUGGUUGUCCAGCCUGCCAUCCAGACGGCCCGAUAUGGAUUCCCUGUGGGUGCAGAUUUAGUUCACUACAUGGAUUCUGCCGUUGGAAGCGGCGAGGAUUUCUUAGUCGAGGAUCCAUCAUGGGCGAUCGAUUUUGCUCCCCAUGGUACUCGAGUUAAACAGGGGGAUAUCAUGACCAGGAAACGUUACGCCAAUACCCUUGAAGCUAUUGCAAAUAAUGGUGCCGAUGCCUUCUACGAGGGACACAUUGCAGAAACGAUGAUUCAAGCUCUUCGAGCGGCGAAUGGCACAAUGACGCUGGAGGAUCUUCGCAACUAUACGGUUGCUAUCAGGGAGGUUGCACAAAUCGAUUACCGCGGGUUUCAAGUCGCAAGCAGCACUGCUCCAUCCAGCGGGGUUAUUGCUUUGAAUAUUUUGAAGGUCUUGGAUACAUAUGAUCCCCUUUUUACUGCGGAUAAUGUCAAUCUUAGCACUCAUCGAAUGGAUGAGGCGAUUCGCUUUGGAUACGGUCUGCGAACAAACCUAGGUGACCCUCUCUUCGUCAAAGGAAUGGAUGAGUAUCAGAAGAAGAUCCUCGAGAUGUCAACCAUCAGCGAAAUUCGUGCAAAGAUUUCAGACCUAACAACACAGAACGUGUCUGUAUACGACCCGGCUGGAAUUGAAAGUCUAGAAACCCCAGGAACCUCGCACAUUACAACCAUCGAUCAUUCAGGUCUUGCAGUCUCUGCUAUCACCACGAUAAACCUCCUCUUUGGGAACCAAAUCAUGGUUCCUGAAACUGGAAUCAUUAUGAAUAACGAAAUGGACGACUUCUCCAUUCCCGGCUCCUCUAACUCCUUUGGAUACGUUCCCUCAGAGGCAAACUUCAUCCGACCCGGAAAACGGCCGCUGUCGUCGUGUACACCAGCAAUGGUCACCCAUCCCAAUGGAACUGUCUUCUUCGUGACAGGGUCCGCCGGCGGAAGUCGAAUCAUCACCGCCACGGUCCAGAACAUCAUUCACGCCGUGGAUGAAGGUUUAUCCGCCGCUGAAAUCCUCGCCAAGCCACGUCUACACGAUCAAUUGAUUCCCAAUCAGGUCGCUUUCGAGUACGCCUACGAUAAUUCGACAGUGGCAUUUAUGAAAUCCCGCGGCCACAAUGUCACCUGGAUGGAACCGGGAACUAGCACCGCUCAGGCGAUUCGCGUUUUGCCCAAUGGGACCUUUGAUGCAGCUGGAGAACCCAGGCAGCUAGACUCUGGAGGUUUCUCGGUUUAA
Molecule: messenger RNA, 2616 nt
Organism: Aspergillus ochraceoroseus IBT 24754
Lineage: Eukaryota; Fungi; Ascomycota; Eurotiomycetes; Eurotiales; Aspergillaceae
Exons: 12
Coding region: 1-2616 (871 amino acids)
Biological process (GO): glutathione catabolic process; regulation of DNA-templated transcription
Cellular component (GO): plasma membrane
Molecular function (GO): glutathione gamma-glutamate hydrolase; DNA-binding transcription factor activity, RNA polymerase II-specific; zinc ion binding
Source: RefSeq, a predicted model, not a curated record